Phoenix dactylifera (date palm) is the source of this 2716-nucleotide messenger RNA. RefSeq names its product cysteine-rich receptor-like protein kinase 3. Gene Ontology annotation, molecular function: ATP binding; protein kinase activity. Gene Ontology annotation, biological process: protein phosphorylation. NCBI's taxonomy places the organism in Eukaryota, Viridiplantae, Streptophyta, Magnoliopsida, Arecales, Arecaceae. The record is from RefSeq and is a predicted model, not a curated record.
UGUCCUCUCUCCUUUUAAACACCGAUAUUCCUUCUUCUUAACCUUUCCUUCCAUUCAUUCCUCCAGUCCCAGGCAACCCAAUUCUCACCUCAUUAAUGGCCUCUCUUUUGCUGCCCUCUGUCCAUCCCAGUUGGAGCUCAGCUAGCAGCUCGAAAUUGAAAUCGUCCUCAUCCAAACACCUCUCCUUUUUCUGGUUUCUUCUCGCUCCUCUUCAUGCCCUCCUUUCUUUUCCUUGGGUUUUCCGGGUUCUGCCGCUCCCAUCUGCUUGAGUCGAAAAUGUCCUCAGCUCUUGAUAUUAUUAUUCCCUUCACCCUUUCUCUUCCUUCGCUGUUGAAAGCCUUCCCCGUUUCGAUCUUAAAGGCUUCUCCCCCUGUUCUGUUCCUGGUGCUCGUGCUGCUGCUGUCCUCCGUCGACCUGUCGGUUGCCUCGCGGGCCACCCUCAUCUGCGGCACCCGCACCGCGGCUCCCUCGGACCGCCUGGCCUUCGCCAAGAACUUGAGGAGCGCGAUGGAGGCCAUCGCCCCGCAGGUCUCCUCGAAGCGGUAUGCCAGGGUCGUCGCGGGAACCUCGGCCGACGACCGGGUCUAUGCUUCCGGUGAGUGCUCCGAGCAUCUCUCCAGGCCUGCUUGUCACCGCUGCAUCGCCUGGUGCAAGGCCCAGAUCCUCCGAUGCUUCCCCGGAGAGAGACCGACUCGGGGCGCUCGGAUUUACUUGGAUGGUUGUCAUCUCCGCUUCGAUGACUACGACUUCUUCGGAGAGGCACCGGGACUCGAUAACCACCUGGUCUGCAGCGUCGUGCAUUCGAACGGGAACCGGACUGCUUUCGCAACAGCCGCCAGAAAGUUCGUCGGAAAAUCGAGCAUGCGGGCUCCGCCAAACGACAGCUUCUUUGCGGCUUCUGUGGGAAAGGAAAAUUCGAGUGUUCAUGGGUUGGGGCCGUGCUGGAAGUUCGUGAACAAGAGGUCGUGCCCAGAGUGUUUGCCGGAUGCAGGUACGAGAAUUGGUCAUUGCUUUCCUAAACAGGGAGCAAGUAUGCUGAGAUCAGGGUGUUACAUGAGGUACCCCAUCAGUCAACUCCACAACGAUUUUGAAAUCCAUGUUGUAGUAGCAGGCAGGCACAUCAUUAAACUACCUGUGGUUUUUCCCAUUGUGGUGAUUCUGAUGCUUAUCAUGGUACUUAUUUUCUUUGGAAAGAGAAAGGUUGAAACUAGGACAGUGAGGAAGCAACUGGGUGCUUUAGCAGCUACUGUUAUAAAAUCCAGUCUCCACUUCAACUAUGAAAUGCUUGAAAGGGCGACAAAUUAUUUUGACAGUUCCAAUAAGCUGGGUCAGGGAGGAUCUGGUUCGGUGUUCAAGGGAGUUUUACUAGAUGACAGGGUUGUGGCAGUAAAGAGGUUAUUUUUUCAUACAGGACAAUGGGAAAAGUUCUUCAAUGAAAUCAAUUUGAUAAGUACAAUUGAUCAUAAAAAUCUUGUCAAGCUGUUGGGCUGCAGCAUCACUGGCCCCGAAAGCCUUCUUGUUUAUGAAUAUGUUCCGAAUAAGAGCCUCUGUUAUUACUUUUCUGAUAGGAGGAAUGCUCAGCUGCUUAGCUGGGAAAUGAGAUACAACAUCAUUGUCGGGGCUGCAGAGGGUUUGGCCUAUCUUCAUGAAGAAUCACAGUUACGGAUUGUGCAUAGAGAUAUAAAACUCAGCAAUAUAUUGCUUGAUGAGAGCUACUCUCCCAAAAUUGCUGAUUUUGGGCUUGUUAGAUUGCUUCCAGGGGAUAAAACUCACAUCACCACUGCCAUAGCUGGAACCUUAGGCUACAUGGCUCCUGAGUAUCUUGCUAGUGGCAAAUUGACGGAAAAGGCAGAUGUAUUCAGUUUUGGGGUUCUUUUAAUUGAAGUUGUCACUGGAAAGAGGAACAAUUCCAGAAAAGACGAACAAUCUAAUAAUCCACUUGGUGUUCUACAGAUGGUCUGGAAUUGUUAUACAUCGAAUAGAAUGCUGGAAGCUGUUGAUCCAGUACUAGAAGGUAAUUUUCCCUUGGAGAAGGCAUCUAGGGCACUCCACAUUGGGCUGCUUUGUGCGCAAUUAUCUGCAGAACUGAGACCAUCAAUGUCAGCGGUAGUUAAAAUGCUCAAGGAGGAUGAUACCAUCACCCAACCAACCCCACCACCAUUUCUCGGUUAUGGCACAGAAAAUGCAUCAGCAGCACCAAAGAAAAUUUACUCGCAGCAUGGAUCCAGUGCAUCUUCAAUUAACAGUACAACAAUCAGUAUACUUGAGCCUAGAUGAAACAAGAGGGGGAAAAUCCUUUCUUGAAUGAUUAUCAAUUGGUUUUUCUGAUACUGAUGUCCUUGCUAGGGAUCAAAUUACUCUUAAGUUAUGAACAGUUUGGCAAGAUUCAGAGCAUAGGUUGCAAAUUUUUUCUGGAUUUGAGCCAUCGGUCUUAGUUGAAUCAAGGGUGCAUCUAAGCAACGUUGUGCUGUGUAACUUUUGAUCAUGAUUGAUGAGACCAUUGAAGCACCAAAUUUUGCUUGCUACUGAAACAUUUACCUAAGAGUCAUACUGCUUCAAAUUAUUAACAACGUCAAAAAUCUAAAAACUUUCUCCUUUCUUUUGUUAACCUACCUGUAAAAUUUAGGCCGAUCAUGGGAGACCGGCUUGUGAAGCUUGGCUGGAAACUUGAGAUGUUAUAUAAAAAUCAUUGAAUGCUGGGACCUUCACAAUGCUA